This is a messenger RNA of Exophiala bonariae, 819 nucleotides long. RefSeq lists its product as uncharacterized. The transcript has a single exon. Bases 1 to 819 code for a protein of 272 amino acids. Gene Ontology annotation, cellular component: core mediator complex; mediator complex. The record is from RefSeq and is a predicted model, not a curated record. Lineage: Eukaryota; Fungi; Ascomycota; Eurotiomycetes; Chaetothyriales; Herpotrichiellaceae. Gene Ontology annotation, biological process: termination of RNA polymerase II transcription; regulation of transcription by RNA polymerase II. Gene Ontology annotation, molecular function: transcription coregulator activity.
AUGCAUGAAUUCGCCCUCUAUGGCCAAGUGCCCCGGGAACUCCAUCAUCGCACACUGCAGCAACUCGCUGGAUACACACGUAUGCAGCCCGUUGAUGCUUCGGAAAUCCACUUGGUCUUCAAGGCGCGUCAACCACCUGGUCUGGACAAACUCCCGUCUGCAGGCGGUAACCAAGGUGUUCUACAACCAGAAGUGCAACGAUGGAGAAACAUGCUCAAUGCCAGCUUGUACUAUGUCCAGCUUGUUGGAGAGAUCAUGCCUGCGAAAUCUUCCUAUGAUAAGAAGGCUUCAACUCAGAAUGGCGAGGUGUCCAUGACCAACGGUGGGAGCGGCGGUGAUGCCAAGCCUGACAUCCACUGGACUCUGGAAUUUCGAGAUACUCCAGACCCGGGCAAGCAGGCUGUCAGCACAAGGCUGAUCUCUCGCACCCCUCUCGAUGAUGGCAAUCUGGUUACUUUCUUGGAUCACUUCGGCUAUGAAUAUGUUUCUCGCUACAUGCUCACCGGUUCAAAGUUCUACGAUAUCGACACUACUCUUUAUCUCCAUAAAGUGCUUGUCCUACCGCAAACUUCCGUGGAAUCUGCCAUGACGGAUUUGUCCUUUCUCUCCAAUAUUUCCGAGCUUCCAGAGUUGGAUGGUUCUGGUGGUGCUUUAUUACAGACAUCUAUUGAUGUCGUCGACGGCAACAAUCCUGAACUCAAGGACAAAGCUACCCGCCAACUGUUGGCUCUCAAGGAAGGCUUCAAGCAAGCCGUUGACCUGACACCGGGUGACCGACUUGCUCUUGAUACUCGGUUGAUUGUGAACCGCAGAAACUGA